Messenger RNA from Pieris macdunnoughi, 1443 nucleotides. The record is from the annotation of a GenBank genome assembly. NCBI's taxonomy places the organism in Eukaryota, Metazoa, Arthropoda, Insecta, Lepidoptera, Pieridae.
AUGACCCUGAGUACUAAAAUGUCUAUCAAACCGGUCGGUCGUGUUGCCAUUUUAUUCUUCAUACUAAGUGCGCACGCGCAGUCAUCACCAGAUGUCACGAUACAGGCUUUCAGACCGAAAGGUGUUCGAGUGUCUAUACAAGAUCCGGAGAAAAAGCUCAACCAAUUCGUAUUCCAAGGGAAUGUGAAUAGGAAUAUUAACGUAAAUGAUGUGGGCCAAAUUUCUGGUGAGGUCAUCAAGCCCACGAAUGGGGCUUGGGUGUUUGAGGACCCGACCAUAUCUCUUAAGCCUGGCGAUGUCAUCAAUUACUAUGUGUUUGUUACGCGGGAGAGAAAGGGCUAUGUCAACGACAACCUCACCUUCACAGUAACUGAACUGGUUGAUCCAUCAUCACCCGCAAAGCCCUCAUCACCAGACUGUAAGUCAACUGUGACAGAGGUUGCAGGCGGUAAAGUGUGUGCCGGCCAAGUUAUUUUUGAGGAUAAUUUCGACCGACUUCAGGAUCUCUGGUACAUAGAGCAGUACAUACCAGACCAACCAGACUAUCCUUUUGUGUCCUAUCAACGACCUCCAAAAAGUCAAACGGUAGCCGUUGAUAAUGGUUACUUAAGAAUCGCUCCCCAACUCCAACAGGAUCUGGCAGGAUUUUCUAAUAGUUCAAUUUUAUCUGGUACCCUGGAUCUCACUAGUGGAUGCACAAGUAGAACCACGUAUUCAUCAAAAUGCAGCGUCAGUGCCUGGGGCGCGAGCAUUCUACCACCUGUUGUAACGGGAAGGCUGACUACCAAGUUGGCCUUUAAGUAUGGAGUGGUUGAAGUCAGAGCCAAGUUACCAAAAGGAGACUGGUUAUAUCCAGACAUUGGAUUAGAACCGUUAAUGAAUAAAUAUGGGUUUAUGAAUUACGCCUCCGGACUGAUUAGAAUCGCUGGAGCGAGAGGCAACAAUGAAUUGAACCUUGGUGCUGAAGAUCUUAGUAAUAAGGUGUUGUAUGGUGGCCCUAUUAUGGAUUUUGAUUGUCGAGGCCACCUUCUUCGAAAAAGGAGUGCAGCCAAACCGUGGUCUAAUGAUUUUCACACGUACAGUGCCAGAUGGGAACCAGGUCGUAUAACACUAGCAGUCGACGGUAUUGAAUGGGCCCGCAUAGAACCUUCAGCAAAUGGCUUUCAGGGACUGUUGGGACGCGACUGCCCAUUACCUAGGGACUUACUUGCGACCGGUUCUAACAUGGCACCAUUCGAUGAUUAUUUUUACUUGACUCUCGGUGUCGCAGCUGGUGGCAUCAGCGAGUUUCCAGAUGGGUCCUAUACAUCAGGUUCUCGUCCGAAACCCUGGAGAAAUCCGGGGAGGAAGGCAUCCUUGAACUUUUGGCAGGAUAUUGAGGCAUGGUGGAAUACUUGGACACAACCUUUAAUUGUUGAUUACGUCCGUAUCCGAGCGAUUUAA